This is a messenger RNA of Penicillium angulare, 3129 nucleotides long. RefSeq names its product Acyl transferase/acyl hydrolase/lysophospholipase. The record is from RefSeq and is a predicted model, not a curated record. Gene Ontology annotation, molecular function: ADP binding; protein binding. The transcript has 4 exons. Gene Ontology annotation, biological process: lipid metabolic process. Bases 1 to 3129 code for a protein of 1042 amino acids. Lineage: Eukaryota; Fungi; Ascomycota; Eurotiomycetes; Eurotiales; Aspergillaceae.
AUGACAACGGCGAUCUACGGACUGCUAGGACCGGACCCAGUUGACCGACAUGGAUUAUGCCUUCUUUCCCUUGAUGGUGGCGGUGUACGAGGACUUUCAAGCCUUUAUAUUCUGAAAUGUCUUAUGGAUCUUAUAAACUCGGAGAUUUCGCACAGUGCACAUGUUAAGCCGUGCGAUGUGUUUGAUUUGAUUGGGGGAACCAGUACGGGCGGAUUGAUUGCUAUUAUGCUAGGUCGUCUGGAAAUGGAUAUAGAUGAUUGUAUUGCAGCCUACCGCGAGCUCAUGGAAUCUGUGUUCAGCGAGAAAGCCCGAACAGUAUUUGUCGACUGGUCCGGAAAUGUCAAAGCCCAAUACGAUUCACAAAAGCUUCGAGAUGUGAUAACGCAUGUCAUCACCCUGGCAGGAGCGUCCCCCAAUGAUUUACUUAAUGAUGGCAUGUCUCGGAAAUGCAAGAUUUUUGUCUGCGCAACUGCGAAGGAAACUUUGGAAGUCACGCGGUUACGAAGCUACGACGCUCUCGAUGAAAAUCAACCUUCUCCUACUAUCUGCGAAGCGGCAUUGGCCACAUCGGCUGCUACACGGUUCUUUGAUCCCGUCUCUCUUGGUGAUCGGCAAUUUGUGGAUGGUGCUUUCGGUGCGAAUAACCCAGUGGAAGAAGUGGAGGAAGAAGCUUGUGAUAUAUGGUGCCCUUCAACUCGGAGUAUUCAAGAGCUUGUGAAGUGCUUCGUCUCUGUCGGAACUGGACAUGCGGCCAAUCAGGCAUUGGAUGACAAUAUUUUCAAAUUCUUGUCAAAAACGCUGGUUAGGAUGGCGACGAAGCCUGCAGGGGUGGAGAGACGGUUUAUGGCUCGGUGGAGGCGCGGGUGCGAGGCGAAUCGUUGCUUUCGAUUCAAUGUUGAGCAAGGGAUGGAGACUGUUCAGAUGACGGACUAUCAAAAGCAAGACUUGGUUGAGACCGUCACACAUGACUAUCUUCAUCUACAAACUCAAAAGAUUGCAGUUCAUCAUUGUAUGCUCAAUCUUGCUGGAAAAAGAGGAAAGACAAAUAUCGACUUUCACAAAUCUGUACAGCUUAGUGCCGAGAUGGACCAAACGCAAAACCUGAUAUCUAUGAAGCCUAAACUUGGUAGCUGGAUUGUUCCUUUUGAUCGAAACCCGAAGUAUGUAAAUGGUGGAAUCAUGGGGCAGGUUUCAGAAGAGCUUUUUAGAAACUUGGGAAUGUCCCGAACUGCGAUAUAUGGAUUGGGCGGAGUUGGAAAAACCCAAAUUGCCCUUGAAAUAGCCUACCAGGCUCAAGAAAGCAACCCUGAGUGUUCAGUAUUUUGGGUUCCUGCUAUGAGCCCUGAAACUAUCCAACAAGGAUUUUUGAACAUAGCCACUCAUCUUGGUCUUGUGAUCGUCAAGCAAGAAAAGGAUGAAGUAAUAAGGGCCGUCCAAGAUCAUCUCAGUCAGCAGGCUUUCGGUCGCUGGCUUUUAAUCUUCGAUAAUGCAGAUGACAUUGAGCACUGGGAGUCCUCUUCAGAAUCUGAUCCGGGCGUAAGUCUCAGAGAUUAUCUUCCAAGUAGCUCUUUGGGCUCCAUAUUAUUCACUACUCGGAGCAUGAAAGUCGCGCAAAUGCUCGCGUCACACAAUAUAUUGAAUGUACCGGAAAUGGACUUGCAACGUGCUACCCGUGUGUUACGAAAUCUCCUCAUUGAAAAAGGACUUCUUCACGAUGAAGAAAAUACCCGCGAAUUGCUUGAGCGACUGACAUAUCUUCCACUCGCUAUUGCACAAGCGGCAGCAUUUAUCAAUCAAAACGCCACUGGUAUUAAAGGAUAUAUCAGUCUUUUAGAUGGACAUGAGCAGGAUGUUAUUCGUCUUCUUAGCGAAAAUUUUGAAGACAAAGGGAGAUAUAAAAGCACCCUUAACCCUGUUGCGACUACCUGGCUCACGUCUAUUGCACAAAUACGCAAGAGCGAUUCAUCGGCCAAUGAUCUGCUAGCUUUCAUGUCAUGCUUGAGUCAUCGGGAUAUUCCGAUAGCUCUGCUUCCAUGCUCAAAUCCAGUUGAGCAGAGCAAGCAGCUUGGCAUCCUUCAAGCAUAUGGCUUGAUCCGCCUCCACCUUGACGAUCAGCGUGUUGAUCUCCAUAGAUUGGUGCAUUUGGCAAUGCGCAAUUUUCUGAGAUCAUCGGCUGUACUAGAGCAUUGGGAGGGGAGAAUGUUAGAGAUAGUAAGCCAAAGAUUUCCUCCGACGGAGGCACGCAACCAAGACCUCUGGCGGGCUUGUUUCCCUCAUGCAUUUCACAUUCUAGAUUUGACCUCGACUUACGAACAUCCACAUGCUCGAGCCCAAUUACAAUAUCGGGUUUCCAGUUGCCUCAUACUCGAAGGAAGAGUCAGGGAGGCAAUAUCUCUGACUAAAAUUGUUGUCAAGUACAAUGAAAAGCAUUUUGGACCAGAGCAUCAACGAACACUGCAUGCUUCCAGCGGCCUUGCAGUGUGUUAUCGAGCACAGCAACGCUAUGACGAGGCGCAAGAGCUUAUGACUGACCUUCUUCAAACUAAUGUUAAGCUACAUGGGCCUGAUUGCCUGAACGUUGCUGUGGGCUCUCUAACCCUUUGUAUCAUUCAUUUUCAUCAAGGAAACCUUGCUAUCGCGGAAUGGCUAGGAAUUGCUUCAUUCAAGGGUCAUCUGAGGUAUUACGGCUUUGAGGAUCAUAGAAUUCGAGUGCUUCUUUUCACCAUGGUUCAAAUAUACUUAGACCAAGGAAGACUACUGAAUGCUAUGAGUCUUGCUCAGAAGCUGUAUUCCAUCACUGCGAGAGUCUGUGGUCCCAAAGAUACAGAUACAUUAUGCGCAAAAGAUACACUUGCAAAGAUAUGUGUUGAGCAAGGCCUUUGGACAAAGGCAGCUACCCUUGCUACCGAAAAUUUAGCAAUAACCGAAGAAAUACUUGGACCAGACCAUCCAAUAGCCAUCAGUCACACUUUGACCCUUUCGAACAUCAUGGAAGGACAAGGACGAGAUCUAGAGGCUGCUGCACUGAAAAUUGAAUUGGCCAAGAAAACCGAGCGUCUUUAUGGGCCAGAUCACCCUAGGAUUAAAGCGCUUCAUGAGGAGGCUAAUUACUGCAAAACGUUGAAGUAA